Molecule: messenger RNA, 2157 nt
Organism: Striga asiatica
Lineage: Eukaryota; Viridiplantae; Streptophyta; Magnoliopsida; Lamiales; Orobanchaceae
Source: the annotation of a GenBank genome assembly
AUCAGAUAUGCCAAUAAUUUCUCUCUUUGCAGAGUUUACCACUAUUAAUUGAGAAUUUGCCAACUGUAUAACGCCAAGCAUGAUGAGCUCACUCACAAUUUGCUGCCUAAAUACAGCAAUGUCGACCGCAUUGUAAUUGCAAGGAACUGCACUGACCAAACUACCUUCACCAUCGCUCUUUCCGCUCCAAUGGCGGCCGGUGAGGAUACCGCGGAGGCCCUCCGCCUCGUACGCGACGUCGUUGGGAUCUCCGCCGCCGGGUUUUCGGGCUUUUUCAAGAAAGACUGCACGGACCUUGCGAGAAGGGUUUCGCUCUUAGCACAUUUGCUUGAAGAGAUUAGGGACACGAAGAAAAGUAAAAAAAAAUGUGAAGUGGGCUCAUCUUCUUUCUCUAAUUCUUGCUUCUCCGAUCUGAUUUUAUCUCUUCAGGCCGCGAAAGGUCUUGUCUUUGCCGCUAACGAUUUUGAUAGCUCCAAGCUUUCUUCUGUUUAUGAUGCACUUCAACUAGAACCAUAUCCUCACAAGAAAUUUUUUCCACUCAAUUUUCAAUAUCUCAAGAAUGGCGCUACAAAGAAAAUCAUGUUCCAAUUUCAAUGCGUGACAUGGAAAUUGGAGAAAGCACUGGCUAACUUACCUUACAACGAUUUCGAUAUAUCCGAAGAAGUAAAAGAGCAGGUUGAUUUAGUGACAUCACAGUUGAGACGAGCCACUGAAAAAUACGGUGGGCCCCUAAACUCGACCUUACUACAGAAAGCAUCAUCUCAGCCAUUGCAUAAAGAUAUCGACCCUUUUCAAACAAACAACAGGUUGAUCAAAAGCUUACAUGUGGAUGAUAUCAGCAAUAUUGAUCAUGAUGUCAGCAUGAAAAUGGAAGGUCUUGCUUUAGUGAACCAUGUUUUGGAUGAAGUUUGCGAGAACAAAGAAAAUGUAAUAAGGAAUAAUAGUUUGUCAUGCAAAAACGUAGAGGAGAACAAGAAAUCUGAUUCUGUUGUGAUUCCGGAUGAUUUUCGUUGCCCAAUAUCUCUCGAGCUCAUGAGGGAUCCAGUGAUUGUGGCUACAGGACAGACAUACGAAAGAUCGUACAUCCAACGGUGGAUCGACUGUGGGAACACAACAUGCCCGAAAACCCAACAAAAACUCCACCACCUCACUCUCACUCCAAACUACGUCCUCAGAAGCCUCAUCUCUCAAUGGUGCCUCAAACGCAAUCUCCACCACCCCACCAAAAACUCUAUACACAAUCUAUCCGCCUUCCAAACCCUCGUUCGCCGCCUCUCGACCGGAAAAUGCAAUUCCGCCCUCUCCCAAAUCCGAUCACUUUCCAAAAAAAGCACGGAAAACCGAAUCCUUCUUGCCGAGGCCGGAGCCAUUCCGAUUCUCAUCAACCUAUUAACUUCCGAAAACGCCCAUAUUCAAGAUAAUGCCGUCACAUGCCUUCUCAACCUCUCGAUUUACGAAAACAACAAGGGAUUAAUCAUGCUUGCAAACGCAAUUCCCUCGAUUGUUCAACUUCUUAGAUCCGGAAGCAAUGAGGCUCGAGAAAAUUCGGCCGCCACACUAUUUAGUUUGUCUUUAGUCGACGAGAAUAAAAUAAUAAUCGGGGCCUCGGGAGCUAUUUCUGCUUUGGUGGAUUUGUUGGAAAACGGGAGCUCGAGAGGGAAGAAAGAUGCUGCAACAGCUUUGUUUAAUCUGUGUAUUUAUCAUGGGAAUAAAGGGAGGGCUAUUCGGGCCGGGAUUAUAAACGGGCUUUUAAAGAUGCUUACAGACUCAAAUGGAUGCAUGGUUGACGAGGCUUUGACCAUUCUUUCUGUUCUUGCGAGUCACCAUGAAGCGAAGGUUUGUAUUGUGAAGGCGAAAAUGAUGCCUGUUUUGGUGGGGCUUCUUAAGACGGGUUUGCCGCGCGGGAAAGAGAAUGCGGCCUCUGUUUUGCUGUCUUUGUGCAAAAGGGACUGUGAUAAUUUAGAGUGUUUGAGUGGGCUUGGAGUGAUGGGUCCUCUUAUGGAGCUUGUGGAAGAUGGGACUGAGAGGGCUAAGAGGAAGGCCUCGUUGCUUUUGGAGCACUUGCGUGGAUUUCAAAGGAGGUCCUGUUAAUUGUUUUGUUUCUUUUCUCAUCUGACACAAGAAAAUUGCACGAUUUUUUUUUGCAGUGGAUUUGAG